CGUUUAGUAUACAGUAUUGCGACUAUCCCACAAACCAAUAAACCAAAAUCAGGGACAUCUAUCUCAUAAGAGAUUCUACUAUGUUAAAUUAACAAGCAGGCAUUUGAGAGAAUUACGGGGCGCCAAUAGACAUGAGAAAGGCCUACGUAUCCCUGCGGCUCUCCAGGUUUAUUAACACUCGAUUUCGAUGGGUCAUUCAGGGUGAUAAUCGGAUGCCAUGCCGCCACAACCCUGGAUACCGCAUACUCCCUUUUCUAGGAUAUUGUUUCUAUUAUAAAGAACAAUGCUUACCAUCGCUCCAGGUUAAAAGUUGACUAUAUUUUUCGUUUUCGGGUUUUCGUUAAUCGAUAUGUCGGUCAAUGCGGUCCCUCAGGUUUUCAAGCCUGUACUAGGCUUCGUGAAAGCUGAACUCGCCGUCAAUUGUGUUUUGGUCUUUCUAGUUUUAACAACUGUUACGUUAAGAGUUUUGGGACGACUCAACGGACCGGGACUGGGUUGGGAUGAUUAUAUGGUUAUCUUCGCGACGCCUUUAGGUGUCGGCAUGUUGGCAUGCCAAGGCCUUUUUGCUCCUGUAGGAAAUGGCUACAAUUUACCUGAAUAUCCAGAACUUGCGGUCAAUAUUCCAUUCAUCCUUCAGUUGACAUUUUGUAUGCAAGUUAUAUAUGUCACUCUAUUAGCAUCAGUAAAAGCGAGCAUGCUGUUCUUCUUCAUACGCGUUUUCGCCACCCCUUUUAUGCAACGCGCUGCCAGGAUCUGUUUGGGAUUGGUGGCGGCCUGGCUUGUAUCCUUCCUCGGCUCCUGUAUUUUCCUCUGCGCUCCCAUCUCAGGACAGUGGACUGGUAUUGGCCAAUGUGGUGCAUAUAUCCCCAUGAUUCAAUCAUUGAUUGUGACAAACGCUAUCGGAGACAUUGUCAUCAUGGCGCUCCCAAUGAAAAUUAUUUGGUCUUUACAAACGCGAACUACCGAGAAGAUUGGAAUUACGUCGUGCUUCGCGUUGGGUAUUGCCUGUGUUAUUUGUGCCAUCUUCCGAGUGAUAUACAUUUCCACGGUGGAUCUGACCACCAAUAUCACAGGCACAAUGCCUACCACGAUUUUCCUCUUCAUCCUAGAGCCCAACCUAGCUAUUCUCUGCGUUAGCAUCCCGAUGCUUCGACCAUUUUGGGUCAGAUACAAACAAAAUACACACGGCGCCUCCAAGUUGCGUGAAUAUUCAGAUCAGCAGACUAUUGGAUCUAAAGGCAUGAAACAUUCCAACCAAAGAAGCAAGAACGCGAAUACCUUGACGGACACUAUGAACAUGACAACUUGGGAGAUGGACGAUUACAACCCAGAGGAGACUAAGUACGAUGCUACGGCGGAAACGUACGCUGAUGAGUCUGGGUCGGAGAAAAAUCUAACCACGUCUCCCCAGUUACCAGCAAAAAACGCAAUUGCUGUUGAGACGAAAUGGGCUGUCACUCGGGACUAAAAGUUGGGAUGGAUUAUCUUUAAAAAUACCUAGGCAUAGAUGAAAACUUCAAUAGGUAACAGCAUAGCGAAUGUUUGGGGGGGGAAGGCUCAGCAAUAGCCACAUACCAAUUAUACACGGUACGAUUUUUUUUUAAAUUUCAAGUCCGCGCAAUCCAUAUCAAGAAUAUAGGCAUACUUGCACCGAUUUACGCAAAACCUUUUCAACUUGGAUGAGCUU
Molecule: messenger RNA, 1687 nt
Organism: Daldinia decipiens
Lineage: Eukaryota; Fungi; Ascomycota; Sordariomycetes; Xylariales; Hypoxylaceae
Exons: 7
Coding region: 350-1468 (372 amino acids)
Source: RefSeq, a predicted model, not a curated record